GGUGUCUGUAUACAUGUUUUUGCACAACAUUUAAAUUAUACUGUAUGUGCUGCCAAUAUAAAAUCAAAGGUAAUUUAGGUGCACACAUAUUUUUCAGCAUAAAUAAACAGAAAAAUGUUUGCUUUUUUUGUAUCUUAUUGAUACCCUGAGUUGUUACAUUUAAGAUCCCACUGCAUCUUAAACGAAUAUGGGGCACUGCCUGUGUUAAAGGUACAUGUAUGAAGUAGACAACAUAUGUAUUAGACUAUAUGAAUAACACGGUAAAAUGUUCCUGUUGACUGCACCACAGCUCUGGAUUAUUGCACCAUGAUGACUAAGUUCCCCGGUAAGGGACAAGAGUCUGUGCAGCAACUAUCAUGUGGGCGGGACACAAUGAAGCAGGAAGUGUUUUAUAGCCACACUGGUUUGUCCUCAAACUAUGUGUUUGGAUCUUAUCUGUCAGGAGACUUUGUUUACAUGAGUGCCUGAAAGGUUUUAAUCUUCACAUUUUAAAGAUUGUUAGCGGUUUAUGCGAGCAGAAGUGCACUGUUGGAGAAGAUUUGAAGAUGUUUUUGUCAUUGGCUUCCGUCAUCUCUCUUUUGGCUGUCAUCUUUCCUGCUGCCCAUUGUGGGAAAGUCUUGGUGUUUCCGCAUGACGGCAGCCACUGGGUGAACAUGAGGGUCCUUGUUGAGGAGCUGCACUCAAGAGGACACACUGUGACUGUCAUCCGGCCUGCAGACAGCUGGUACAUCAGUGAUACGUCUCCACAUUACAAAACUGUCACAGUGGAUAUGGACGGUGGUGCGAAUGAAGAUUUUUUUCGCCUAUUUGUCUCUGAAGUUAUUAGAAUUAAACGAAGCAAGGAAUCUGCAUGGACACGUUUUGCCUUAGACAUGGAGUUAAAAGACAAGUUCUUUGAACUACACAAGAAAAUCUGUGAAAUGGUCAUUCACCUAUUUGAAAAUAAAGACUUAAUGAAGUCCAUUCAAGACACCAAGUACGAUGUGGUUUUGACUGACCCUGCAAACGGAGGAGGAGUAAUGCUGGCUCACUAUCUCAGAUUACCGCUAGUCUUUAAUGCUCGAUGGACUGUUCAUGGUGAAGCCCAUUUUGCAAUCGCACCCUCCCCGCUAUCAUACGUUCCCCUUCCACCGUCAGAAUUAUCAGAUAAAAUGACUUUCUUUGAGAGGGUCAAAAACAUUGUAUUUUACACCAUGAGGAUGCAUUUGUACAAACAGGUAGUUGGGCCGCAUUAUUCUGCAUUGGCAAGCCGCUACUUUGGCCCUGAUGUGGAUUACUUCUCUCUAUUUCAAGCUGCAGACCUGUGGCUGAUGAGAGUGGACUUUGUGUUUGAGUUUCCUCGUCCCACCAUGCCUAAUGUUGUCUACAUGGGAGGGUUCCAGUGCAAACCAGCAAAACCUCUCCCUGAACACCUGGAGGAGUUUGUGCAGAGUUCUGGAGAGCAUGGGGUCAUCAUCAUGUCUCUGGGGACUUUGAUUGGAGAGCUUCCCCAUGACCUCGCUGAUGAGAUCGCUGCAACGUUUGCUAAAUUACCCCAGAAAGUCAUCUGGAGAUAUAAAGGUGACAGACCAGCCACUCUGGGCAACAACACUCUGCUAGUAGACUGGAUGCCUCAGAAUGACCUUUUAGGACAUCCAAAUAUGAAACUAUUUGUCAGUCAUGGAGGAACCAAUGGCAUAUAUGAGGCCAUAUAUCAUGGCAUUCCUAUUGUAGGCAUUCCAAUUGUGUUUGAUCAAGCCGACAACCUCUCCAGACUGAGAGCGAAAGGCGUUGCAAAGGUUAUGGACGUUUCCGAAUUGGACAGCAAAACAUUUCAGGAUGCCAUCCAGGACGUCCUGAAUGAGCCCUCCUACAGGUUGAACAUGCAGAGACUCUCCAGGCUGCACAGAGAUCAGCCAAUGAAGCCGCUGGACACCGCCCUCUUCUGGAUAGAGUUUGUCAUGAGACACAAAGGUGCAGCUCACCUGAGAACAGAGUCCUACAGACUGCCCUGGUAUUCCUACCACUCUGUAGAUGUGAUUUUGUUCCUGACUGGAGCUGUGCUGCUCGUACUGUUCACUUUUUUCUUUGUCAUCAGGUUUUUGUGCACUAAAAUGUGUAAAUCUAAAGUGAAACGGGACUGAACAUUCACAGGAAAGACAUUGUGCGCAUUUUACGGAGAACACAUACAUAUGAAAAUAGAGACUGCCCUUGUUUUUUUACCACUCUGUAAAUGUGAUGCUCUUUUUGAAAAAAGAUUAAGGUAGCAAACAUAAUGACAUCUGAACAAAUCAAAUAAUGUUUUCCUAGCCAUUUUUACAAAAGAAUAACAUUUCCAAUUUGUUAAAAAGAUUGUUCUAAUUCAAGAAAAGAAAAGCCAACAAACAUUUAUAAACCAGUGCUUUAUACAACUUUAUUUUAUCAGCAAAGAAGAACCCGUGCUGAAUGUUGAGGGCUGUUUAUUUUUAGGUUUCACCAGAAAUGCUCCCGUUAUUGUUUAGAAACUCUGUGCUUUUGAAAAAACAAACAUGUCAUAACAUUAAGCAUUUCAUUAUUUUGAAAAAAAACUUUAACCUUUUAGGAGAAAUGUUUUCAAACUAUGUGGAUACUGUUCAUGAGUUUAUCUUUUUUAAUUAACUCACAAUGCUCUGGCUUGCUGUCUCUAAGCACCACCAGGCUUUUCGCAUUAAAUCAUUACACUAUUCUGCCACAUUGAACUUAAGAUUUUCCUUAUGCUUAAAUCCUUUAAAUGUUGUUACCUGCACGAUAUUUGUUUUGAUAGCUAAAUCUUGCUUCAUACCACAUUGGGUUACAUUCAUUCCAGUGUUGAUGAGGAACCUCUUUCAUUUUAGUCGGAUUUUCUGUGUUAAGAAUGAUUUUUUUUAUUUCAAAUGGAUGUAAACAUUUUGAAAACAAGUUAUUUUGAAUGGCUAUUUUCUACUACAGGAUUUCUCCUAACUUUUGGCUGGGGUGACAUGUACACUAUUAAAGACCCUACAUUUGACUUUUGAUAUUGCUAAAACCAUAAUUGUGAUGAAUAAACGAAUCAGUCCAAUUCCUAAUGUACCCUUCAUUCCAAUAUCAUUAUCAUUGCCAUUACCGAAAGCUUUAUCUUAACUUGAUGUAAGAGAAACACUUGAUACUUGGUAAUGAUUUGAAUGAAGAGGAGAUGUUUACUAUAGCAUUACACAAAGCAUUCAGAUGGGUUACAACAUGUUUAAAGUCAAUGUCAUUAUCAGUGUAAAGGACAGUAAGCUAGCUAAUCUUUACAUAACCAUUACAGGGUGUAGAUGUGGAGAUGUCCUUGCCUUGAUGUAACAAAGGAACAACUUGUUUUAUGAGAAAGCUGAUUGUGAUUUGUGUAUUUUGGACCUGGAACCACUUUAGUAGAUUUUCAAUUGUGUUUAAAUCUCAAUGUCCUAUUCUCGCUAAAGCUGUCCCUUAAUAAUUUAAUGUUGAACUGCCUCUGGAGACUUUUGAAAGUGAAAUCUACGUUACAAAAAAGAAAACUGCAUAUUUGCCAAAUGACCUCUGAAAGUCACACGGGUAAUAGGUCUCUCGACAAGAACAUGAACCAUCAUCUAAGCAGUUUUAUUGCUCAUGUAAGAAAGUAGUUUAGGAAAAUACUUAAAGAAUCCCAGCCUUGAUUUGUUGGUGAUGAAUAUGAUGCCCUGCUGUGUGGGGAGGGGAGCGGAUAAAUACAACAACUUCCUCAAGGCCAAACAGGAAGUCGUGAAUAAGCCCCUUCCACAGGAUGAACAUGCAGGGUCUCUGCCGAUUUCCACGCUUAAUUGGCUUAACUUGCACUUGGGCAAUAACAAAAAUACAAGUCAGAGCUACAGUACUGCUGUAUGUGUCGGUUAAGGCAGACAUACACAUCUCUAGGCGGUUGAGAUCUGCCAAUAACUCCAUCAAACCGCAGUCUCGUCUAGAGAAAGGCUUUCAUAAGGCGCACCUGCCAAACUAGAUCUGUCGAUGUAUUUCUCUGUACAUUUCAUGCUGUUUCUAGCACGUGUCUGGAUAUUUUUGCUCUUUUUUGUAUACGGCGCUUGUUUAAUUUGUGUAAGGCAUCGAGUGUCUGGCAAGCAUUAUAAGCCUCAAGUUAAAAGGAUACUCUAAAUGUUACCAUGCAUUGCUUUAAAUAAAUACAAAAUUCUGUUCUGUUC
Molecule: messenger RNA, 4145 nt
Organism: Trematomus bernacchii (emerald rockcod)
Lineage: Eukaryota; Metazoa; Chordata; Actinopteri; Perciformes; Nototheniidae
Product: UDP-glucuronosyltransferase 2B31-like
Exons: 2
Coding region: 546-2123 (525 amino acids)
Molecular function (GO): UDP-glycosyltransferase activity
Source: RefSeq, a predicted model, not a curated record